AACUAUAGUUCCUGCUGAUGCUGCACGGACCUAUUUGGCAGCGGCACCAGCGAACAGCGACAGGCAAGCCAUGGCUAAGAGUGAUGGAAGUGACUAUUUUAAAAAAACAAGCCUUUUUUGGGUCGUCUCCGUAAUUUUCGGACUGGUGUAUUUCACCUGCAUGGUGUUUUCUCCUGAAAAAAUACCAUUCCAUCUCCUCGGCCCCUUUGGGACCUUCUGCAAAUACCUUGUGGACAACUAUGCUGGCAUUAUGUACAAAGGGUGGUGGGCUACUGUGGCGAUCCAUGUCGUGGAGGGCUUGGUAUCAUUGAAACUGUGCAGAAAUAAAGGCAUCAACACGAAAACCAGCUGCUUGUGGUUCUGCCAGACUUUAGUGUUCGGCUUCGCUUCUCUCGGUCUGCUCAUCAAGUACAACCCCGACCGACCCAAACAGCGCUGAAGAUGACAUGAAGAGCGAGCGGAGAACAAUGUCUGUUUCUUUUCCUGGAGAUUGAAGUACCACAUUCAGUGUUUUCUAUCUUAAAUUAUGCUGUGAUUACUCACUGUAUGGUUUCUAAUGCAAACAGUAGACUAUCCAUUUAAUAAUAACAUAUACAGUAAAGCAGGCAUUUAGAAAGGUCUGCUAAAAAUUAAUGACAAGUUUUCAUACUUUCUUAAAAAGGAACUGCACUUUUUUUAAAUGUUGCCUACCAUUCACAAUCCUUAUGUGAGAUAAGCACACAUAUUUUACAAGGCAUUCUAAAUAGUAAGAAAAUGUGAUCAAAAGUCAGCAUACAGUGGAGCCUAUGGUAGUGGUUGUAUUCUGCUAAAAGGUGCUUAAAAACAUCCAAGUACCGCCAUUAAGGUUUUUAUACGCACUAAGUAUAUAUGAAAUGUAGUAACAGGCACGUUCAUGAUAAAACGGGAUGUUUAAAUAUUUUGAUGAUUUUAAGGAUGAGCCAACAAAUAUAAUAAAAUGUCACUUACUGUACAAUGUCUUCUGUCAUUAGUAUACUGACUUAAGAUGUUGAUCAAUUCCAGUUAAGAUGAAGAAUGACCAUAAUCCUUGCAACAAAAAAAAGGGGGGGGGGUGGAACCAAGCCUCUUUUUGUGUGUUUAUCGCCAUUUCUGGGUCUAAAUUGAAUGCCAAAAUUGACCGACUUGUUGGUUUAACGCCUUACUACUACUAUCGAGGUGAGAGGCAUUUAUGAUCGAAUAUAAACUUUCACAAGCUGCUAGCGUUCACCAGCUGAUGUCAAUAGAGCAGCAACAAGCUACCUAGCUCUCUGGGAUCAUAGCGCCGCUUAAAUACUUUGUGUUUGCCUAUAAUAACAAUAUCACUAAUACUUGGUUAAUUUUCCAGUCACAAAAUGUAAAUUGAGUAUUGUCAGAGCUUAUUUUUUUAUUUGUUGGGUUUUAUGGAAAAGGGUGGAGUGCCAUCUCCGGGUUGGGUAGGAGACCCUGGCCCAAGUGGAGGAGUUCAAGUACCUAGGAGUCUUGUUCACGAGUGGGGGAAGAGUGGAUCGUGAGAUCGACAUGCGGAUCGGUGCGGCGUCUUCAGUAUUGCGGAGGUUGUACUGAUCCCUUGUGGUGAAGAAGGAGCUGAGCCGGAAGGCAAAGCUCUCAAUUUACCGGUCGAUCUACGUUCCCAUCCUCACCUAUGGUCAUGAGCUUUGGGUCAUGGCCGAAAGGAUAAGAUCACGGGUACAAGCGGCGGAAAUGAGUUUCCUCCGCCGUGUGGCGGGGCUCUCCCUUACCCCUUACAGAUAGGGUGAGAAGCUCUGUCAUCCGGGAGGAGCUCAAAGUAAAGCCGCUGCUCCUCCACAUCGAGAGGAGCCAGAUGAGGUAGUUCGGGCAUCUGGUCAGGAUGCCACCCGAACGCCUCCCGAGGGAGGUGUUUAGGGCACGUCCAACCGGUAGGAGGCCACGGGGAAGACCCAGGACACGUUGGGAAGACUAUGUCUCCCGGCUGGCCUGGGAACGCCUCGGGAUCCCCUGGGAAGAGCUGGACAAAGUGGCUGGGAAGAGGGAAGUCUGGGCUUCCCUGCUUAGGCUGGUACCCCCGCAACCCGACCUCGGAUAAGCAGAAGAAGAUGGAUGGAUGGGUUUUAUGGGCGGAAUAGAGGACUUCCCAUUGACCCCAUUGUAAAUUGACUUUUAUUUAUGCUUUAAGCAUUAGAAUGCAUUUAAAAAAAAUACAUCCGUCUACCUGUAUCUCAUAAUGAUUGUGAACAAUAAGCAGAAUUCCACAAAAGUGCUGCUCCCCUUUAAUGUUUACAUUCUGUUUGGAGCUGCUGCCGCGGUGUUGUACUUUUAAAAACACUAACACUUAAUAAAGCUUUUACAGUAAAACAA
Messenger RNA from Nerophis ophidion (straightnose pipefish), 2334 nucleotides. RefSeq names its product transmembrane protein 254 (gene tmem254). The coding region runs from base 71 to 439 and encodes 122 amino acids. NCBI's taxonomy places the organism in Eukaryota, Metazoa, Chordata, Actinopteri, Syngnathiformes, Syngnathidae. The transcript has 4 exons. The record is from RefSeq and is a predicted model, not a curated record.